Molecule: messenger RNA, 1305 nt
Organism: Grosmannia clavigera kw1407
Lineage: Eukaryota; Fungi; Ascomycota; Sordariomycetes; Ophiostomatales; Ophiostomataceae
Product: methyltransferase type 12
Exons: 3
Coding region: 1-1305 (434 amino acids)
Molecular function (GO): methyltransferase activity
Source: RefSeq, a predicted model, not a curated record
AUGCAAGCCGGCUCUAGCAACGGGCCUGCCAGUGCAGAUGAACAUACAACUGAUGGUGGUGGCGGCGACGAAGAGUGUGACCACGGAGGGCAAUCGACUGUAACUGCUGUCUCACAGCCUGGUCGCAACAUGGGCGAGCACGAGUUUGCCGACCUGGACGCCAUGUCGCCACUCGAACCCGAUCCAGGCCUGAUGGGGACCGUGCUGGAGGUGGAUGACGAUCUAAACGAGACCGGGUCGAUCUAUGCCGCCAGCCAAUAUCCCAUCAUACCGACCCGAUACCAGGUGGGGCGUUUUGACUCCGCGACGAUAAAUUCUUCUCGCUCACUCUAUGUCGAGGAUCUAGACUACGUGAUCGAAAACGGCCGUCGGUAUUGUGGCGACUGCUUUUUCCCCAAUGAUGACCUUGAGCAGGAUCGUCUCCGUGUUGUGCAUCAGGUCUUUCUCAACAUCUUUGAUUUCGAGCUGACCUCCAUCCGGCUACACAACCCGCGCUACAUCCUGGACGUUGGCACCGGCACGGGCGAAUGGGCUAUUGGCAUGGGCGAGGCCUAUCCUCACUGCGAAGUUGUGGGCGUCGACAUCUCGGCCAUCCAGCCGACAGCUGUCCCACACAAUGUGUUUUUCGAGGUCGACGACUGCGAGAUCGACUGGAUGCGCCCCGACGAUUCUGUCGACCUAGUCCACCUGAGGGACAUGGCUGGCGCGUUUUCCGACUGGGAUUUCAUCUACUGCCAGGCGUUUGCGUGCUUGAAGCCCGGCGGCCACAUUGAAAUCCUCGACUUCCAUGACCACACAAGCGAGAAUGCCUUCUUCACCUUCUUCCCGCCCAAUGCACAGAUCCACACAUUCUUCCGGGCUGUCGACGAGGCAUCGAUCCAGGCUGGUCGCCGACGUGGUAUCCAUCACAUGAGCCCCGAAAGACUGCGCCGCGCUGGGUUUGUCGAUAUCCGAAUAUCCGAGCGCGCCAUACCGCUCAACCCACUCAACGAUGCCAUCAGCAAGCUGUGGCUCAUCUCCUGCCUGCAUGGCGUCGAAGCUACGUCGCUGCGCCUCCUUACAAAGCACCUGGGCUGGGAGCCAGCUCGUGCGUUUAGCGCCUGCGAGAAGGUUUGCGAGGAAAUCAAAAGCCAUGCCCUCAAUCUGGAUGCCAACAACACGCCCCGGGUCUGCCUGCGCAUCCUGACGGCGCGGAAGCCCAGCCCGCCAGACCUCCCCUUCUCGGGUCCCAUGGCAACCACAGCCGAGUAUAGCAAUUUCAGCUCGGCUGAAAACAGCGCGGACGAGAGCACCAUUAACGGCUGA